AGCCAGAGUCAGGCAAAUGGCCCAGCACCCUCCCCGUUCCUCCUCCUCCUACCCCCACCGCGUCGCUCACCCCCACAGCUAGCCCGCACAGCCCGCCUAUUCUUCUGCACGAUGUGUGGAAUCGUCGCGGCACACGGAAUCGACAACCCCGCCGCGCACCGACCGCGCCUCAUCGCGUGCGCGAAGAAGAUCCGCCACAGAGGGCCGGACUGGUCGGGCUGCUACAGCGGCAAGCAGACCAUCCUCGCCCACGAGCGACUCGCCAUCGUCGGCGUUGACACGGGCGCACAGCCGAUCGUGAGCACCGACGGAAAGAUCAUCCUCGCGGUCAACGGCGAGAUCUACAACCAUGUCAAGCUGCGGGCAUCCCUCAAGGAGCGAUAUGCCUUCAAGACGCACUCCGACUGCGAGGUCAUCAUCCCGCUCUACAUGGAGCACGGGAAGGACCUCUGCAGCCUGCUCGACGGCAUGUUCUCCUUCGUGCUGCUCGACGAGUCCGUCUCGCCCCCGCGGGUCAUCGCCGCGCGCGACCCCAUCGGGAUCACCACGCUCUACCAGGGGCGCUCCUCCGCGCGCCCCGGCGCGGUCUACUUCGCGUCCGAGCUCAAGGCGCUCGUCGACGAGUGCGACGACAUCAUCUCCUUCCCGCCGGGCCACGUCUACGACUCCGCGGACGACUCCACCACGCGCUACUACACGCCGUCCUGGUGGGACGGCGACCGCGAGGGCCCCCGCGCCGUCGUCCCCACCGCGAAGGCGGACUUGACCCUGCUGAGGGAGACACUCGAGGAGGCCGUGCGCAAGCGGCUCAUGAGCGAGGUCCCGUACGGUGUCCUGCUGAGCGGGGGCCUGGACAGCAGCUUGAUCGCGGCGAUUGCGGCGAGGGAGACGGACAAGGUCGCGCAGGCGCAGAUCGAGGCGCGGAAAAAGAAGCUCGCGGAGGCGCAGAGCGGGCCGCCGUCGCCGAUGUCGCCCGCCCUGGCCAACGGCGCCAUCACCGAGUAUGCAACGAUCGCCUCUUGGCCGCAAUUGCACUCGUUCUCUAUCGGCCUCGAGAACUCGCCCGACCUCAUCGCCGCGCGCAAGGCGGCGAGCUACCUCGGCACGGUGCACCACGAGUACGUGUUCACCGUCCAGGAGGGCCUCGACGCGAUUCCCGACGUGAUCUACCACCUCGAGACGUUCGACGUCACGACGGUGCGCGCGAGCACGCCGAUGUACCUCCUCAGCAGGAAGAUCAAGGCCAUGGGCGUGAAGAUGGUGCUGAGCGGUGAAGGGAGCGACGAGAUUUUCGGCGGUUACCUGUAUUUCCACGCCGCGCCCGAUGCGCCGUCCUUCCACCAGGAGUGCGUGCGGCGGGUGAAGGACCUGCACACAGCCGACUGCUUGCGGGCCAACAAGUCGACUAUGGCGUGGGGCCUCGAGGCACGCGUGCCCUUCCUAGACAAGAAAUUCCUGGACGUCGCCAUGGGCGUCGACCCGAAGGAGAAAAUGUUCAGCAAGGGCGCCGCACAGCAGGUCGAUGAGGACGGCUGCCCGCGAAUGGAGAAGUACAUUCUCCGGAAAGCCUUCGACUGCGCGCCUGACGGCAAGCCCUACCUCCCUCGGUCCAUCCUCUGGCGCCAGAAGGAGCAGUUCUCCGACGGUGUGGGAUACUCUUGGAUCGACGGCAUGAAGGACCACGCAGCCGCCGUCGUUUCUGAUGAGGCGUUCGCGAAGCGGGCAGAGCGCUGGCCGGUGAGCACGCCGGACACGAAGGAGGCGUACUGGAUCCGCGAGAUCUUCGACGGACUCUUCCCCCAGGAAACGGCGGCGAGGACGGCAGUGCGGUGGAUCCCGCGCGGCGACUGGGGCUGCUCGUCGGACCCGAGCGGGCGGAGCGUGAGCAUACACCAGGCGGCAUACGAGGAGGAAGAGACGUCCAGUUAAGCGGACUGUACUAAAAGCGCGA
Molecule: messenger RNA, 1951 nt
Organism: Rhodofomes roseus
Lineage: Eukaryota; Fungi; Basidiomycota; Agaricomycetes; Polyporales; Fomitopsidaceae
Product: glutamine-hydrolyzing asparagine synthase
Exons: 11
Coding region: 112-1929 (605 amino acids)
Cellular component (GO): cytosol
Molecular function (GO): asparagine synthase (glutamine-hydrolyzing) activity
Source: RefSeq, a predicted model, not a curated record